This is a messenger RNA of Linum trigynum, 537 nucleotides long. NCBI's taxonomy places the organism in Eukaryota, Viridiplantae, Streptophyta, Magnoliopsida, Malpighiales, Linaceae. The record is from the annotation of a GenBank genome assembly.
AUGGACUCCCCUCUCGCCGUCUUUUCCUACGCCGGCGCCGGGGCACUCCUCGUGGCCGGCACCCUCUACUGUUUGUUCGCCUUCCUCCUCGGCCCCGUGGAGAAGAACAGCAAUCCCGCCGUGAAUCUCUCAGGCGGGUCCGCCGGGAAUGUGAGGUACAAGUACGAGCAGUACUGGUCGAUCUUCUGCCGCCCGAGGGAGACCGUCGGAGUCGCCGACAAGGUCCCCGACUUCGUCGACACGUUCUACAACCUCAUCACCGGCAUUUACGAGUGGGGAUGGGGCCAGUCUUUCCACUUCUCGCCACCUGUCCCGGGGAAAUCGGACGGCGAGGCAAGCAAGCUCCACGAGCUGAUGAUCGUGGAUCUCAUCGGGGCCGGGCCGGGGGAUCGGAUUUUGGAUGUCGGAUGCGGCAUUGGUGGGCCAAUGAGGACCAUUGCGGCCCACUCGGGAGCCAACGUUGUUGGGAUCACCAUAAACGAUUAUCAGGUAACUUCGUCUCUGAAAUUUUAUAAUCGACAAUUCAUCUUGUACUAG